This is a messenger RNA of Debaryomyces fabryi, 1509 nucleotides long. RefSeq names its product ESCRT-0 subunit protein (gene HSE1). Gene Ontology annotation, molecular function: phosphatidylinositol binding; ubiquitin binding. Bases 1 to 1509 code for a protein of 502 amino acids. Lineage: Eukaryota; Fungi; Ascomycota; Pichiomycetes; Serinales; Debaryomycetaceae. Gene Ontology annotation, cellular component: ESCRT-0 complex. Gene Ontology annotation, biological process: protein transport to vacuole involved in ubiquitin-dependent protein catabolic process via the multivesicular body sorting pathway. The transcript has a single exon. The record is from RefSeq and is a predicted model, not a curated record.
AUGUUUGGAGGAAGACAAAGUAGUAAUAAAACCGAGGAUUCUCUAGAGCAGCUUAUUAAGCGUGCAACGGACGAGACCUUGACCAGCGAUAACUGGCAGUACAUUCUUGAUGUAUGUGAUAAUAUUUCCAGUAAUCCGGAAGAGGGUACGAAACAGGGUAUCAAAGUAAUUUCGCAGAGAUUGGCAUCGAAGGAUGCUAAUAUCAUUCUUCGGACAUUGUCUUUGCUUGUGGCAAUGGCAGAAAAUUGUGGAUCAAGAAUGAGACAGGAGAUUGCAACAACUUCGUUUGUACAAGAAUCAUUGUUGAAGAAAUUCACAGAUAGAAGGUUACAUAAAACAGUCAAAAUAAGGGUGGCUGAAGUGAUAAAGCAGUUGCAUGAAUCGUUCAAAACGGAUCCAUCUUUGAAGCCUAUGACCGAUGCAUACAACAGACUCGUCAAUGAUUACAGUCAGUACUUGGCAGAGACUGCCGAUGGACCGGCUAAGCCAGCAAAGAAGGAAAGAAGCAGACAUGAUAAGAAAAAAGAAGAAGACGAAUUGCAGAGGGUAUUAAAGUUAUCCUUACAGGAAUAUGAAAGAGAACAAACAGUUAAGAGGAAUUAUUUGAAUAAUAAGCCUUUACCUGAAGCGCAAAAUAAGUCGUCUGAUCAACCACAACUGCAUUUUCAGCAACCUUUGCAAAAUCAACCCAUGCAUAGUACCCCUACAGGACAGCAAUCGACCCAAUCGCCUGUGGAAUCACAAACUAUAGCGACUGUAUCAAAGGUUCGUGCGCUUUAUGACUUAAUAUCGUAUGAGCCUGAUGAGCUUUCAUUUAGAAAAGGGGAUAUAAUUACGGUAAUUGAAUCUGUUUACCGUGAUUGGUGGAGAGGAUCAUUGGCAAAUGGAAAAACCGGCAUUUUCCCGUUGAACUACGUAACUCCGGUGGUUACUAAAACUCCCCAAGAGUUAGCACAAGAAUUGGAAGAAGAAAACAAGGUUUUAUCAGUGGAUCUGAAAAAGAUAGAUAAACUUUUGGCAUUAUUGUCCUCAAAUCCGGAAACUAUAGAUGAAGACGAAAUAACUAGGUUGUACGGGGAAAUCAUACCUCUAAGGACAUCUUUAGGCAAAUUUAUCGAUAAGUACAACGUUAGAAAGGAGGAACUCCUGGUAUUGAAUUCGCAAUUGAAUAGCGAAGUCAAGCUCUAUAAUGAUUUAAUGGAUAAUUCAAUUACCCACAGAGCCGGACAUCAAUCUAGUGGGGUAUCUAUGGCCCCCUAUCCUACUGGAGUUGCAAGUCCAACACACAAUAACUUUUCUCAAGCUAAUCCGUCUAUGCUUCAUCAACAGCCUACAAGUAGCGGCUUCGGGAAUGCAAGAGUAAAUAGUUCGAAUGAGUAUUUUCAUUCUCAACAGGUACCCACCACUUCGUUCAAUCACCAAUCACAAGCACCCCAACUAUCGGGUCCCCGGAGAAAUAAUACUGAGUUUCUGAACAUAAAUAAUUUUCCUAACGUAAAUAAUAUAUAG